This is a messenger RNA of Solanum stenotomum, 718 nucleotides long. RefSeq names its product profilin-2. Bases 126 to 521 code for a protein of 131 amino acids. Gene Ontology annotation, cellular component: cell cortex. Lineage: Eukaryota; Viridiplantae; Streptophyta; Magnoliopsida; Solanales; Solanaceae. The transcript is spliced from 4 exons. The record is from RefSeq and is a predicted model, not a curated record. Gene Ontology annotation, molecular function: actin monomer binding.
UGAGCUUAACAUCAACGCAACUUCUAGAAAAAAGCCAUUAUCAACCAUUUUCACUGAACCAUAGAUCUUGAAUUCAGAGCUACUUUGAAGAAGAAACUGAAGCUGAAACUUGGGUUGAAUCAAAGAUGUCUUGGCAAACAUAUGUUGAUGAGCACUUGCUUUGUGAGAUUGAAGGUAAUCAUCUCACUUCUGCUGCUAUUGUUGGCCAGGACGGAACUGUUUGGGCUCAAUCUGCCAAUUUCCCUCAGUUCAAGCCCGAAGAAAUAACAGGCAUCAUGAAUGACUUUGCGGAACCUGGAACACUUGCUCCAACUGGUUUGUAUCUUGGGGGAACAAAAUACAUGGUGAUUCAAGGAGAGCCAGGAGCUGUGAUCCGAGGGAAGAAGGGUCCAGGUGGUAUCACCAUUAAGAAGACCAACCAGGCUUUGAUCAUUGGAAUAUAUGAUGAGCCGAUGACUCCUGGACAGUGCAAUAUGAUUGUUGAAAGGUUGGGUGACUAUCUUGUUGAACAAGGUCUCUAGGCAUAUUGUGUAUUAGUGUCAUCCUUACAUAGUUGUGGCCGUUAACAAGUGAUCAUCAUGUGUGCUGUUUACUGAGGAGAAGUGUUUGUAAUCAUCAACUGCUCUAUCAUUGUAUUUCUUUGUUCUAUGUUUUUAGUGAUCUAAGAUUUUGCCAUUGAGCACUUGGUUGGUUAUAUAUAAUGGAUUUGGAUUUUUGA